Molecule: messenger RNA, 3705 nt
Organism: Dovyalis caffra
Lineage: Eukaryota; Viridiplantae; Streptophyta; Magnoliopsida; Malpighiales; Salicaceae
Source: the annotation of a GenBank genome assembly
AUGGCUGAGUUACAAAUUCUCAGGCUAUUUGGUAACCCUCUGGAAUACCUUCCUGAAAUUUUACCUCUACACAAACUACGACAUCUGUCUCUUGCUAAUAUCAGGAUUGAGGCUGAUGAAAGUUUGCGAUCAGUGAAUGUUCAGAUAGAGACAGAGAACAGUUCUUAUUUUGGUGCAUCUAGACACAAGCUCAGUGCCUUCUUCUCUCUCAUAUUCCGUUUUUCUUCUUGUCAUCAUCCUUUGCUGGCAUCUGCGCUGGCAAAGAUAAUGCAAGACCAAGGAAACCGUGUAGUUGUUGGGAAAGAUAUUAAUGCAGUACGGCAGCUUAUUAGUAUGAUGAGUAGUGACAACUGUCAUGUGGUUAAACAAGCAUGCUCUGCUCUAUCUGCUCUUGCUGGAGAUGUUUCUGUGGCAGUGCAGUUGAUGAAAUCUGACAUAUUGCAACCCAUUGAAACAGUACUGAAAUCGGUUGCUCAGGAGGAAGUAAUUUCUGUGCUGCAAGUUGUGGCUAUCUUGGCCUUUUCAUCUGAUACUGUAUCUCAGAAGCUGUUGACUAGGGAUAUGUUGAGAUCAUUAAAAAUGAAAUUUAGUACUGGAUUCAUCUUUCACCAGGUGCAAAGGUUAGCUUUAUUAGCAGUUGGAAAUUUGGCCUUCUGCUUGGAGAAUCGACGUCUUCUGGUCACCUCUGAAAGUCUGCAGGACCUUCUGUUGCACAUGACAGUUUCAUCUGAACCACGUGUGAAUAAAGCAGCAGCUCGUGCUUUGGCAAUUCUUGGAGAAAAUGAAAAUUUAAGGCGUGCUGUAAGAGGGCGACCAGUUGCAAAGCAAGGACUGCGUAUACUUUCAAUGGAUGGAGGUGGAAUGAAGGGUCUGGCAACUGUGCAGGUUCUUAAAGCAAUUGAGAAGGGAACUGGAAAGCGAAUACAUGAGUUGUUCGACCUAAUAUGUGGCACAUCAACUGGUGGAAUGCUGGCUGUUGCUCUUGGCAUUAAGCUAAUGACCUUGGAUAAAUGUGAAGAAAUAUACAAGAAUCUUGGUGUGUAUACUGCAGAUGUAUUUCAAGAUGUUUUAUUUGUUGCUCACUUUUUUCUCAUUCUGUUCUGCAAAUUCACUUCUCAAGGAAAACUUGUCUUUGCUGAACCUGUGCCAAAGGAUAAUGAAGCUGCAACUUGGAGAGAGAAGUUGGAUCAGCUUUACAAAAGUUCAUCACAGAGUUUUAGAGUUGUGGUGCAUGGAUCUAAACACAGUGCAGAUCAGUUUGAGAGACUGUUAAAAGAAAUGUGUGCUGAUGAGGAUGGAGACCUGUUAAUAGAUUCAGCAGUGAAAAACGUCCCCAAAGUUUUUGUUGUAUCAACUUUGGUUAGUGUGAUGCCAGCUCAACCUUUUGUGUUCCGCAAUUAUCAGUAUCCUGUUGGAACACCUGAAGUGCCCUUUGGAAUUUCAGAAAGUUCAGGAGUCCCUGUGCUCGGAUCACCUACUACUGGAGCCCAAGUUGGUUAUAAACGCAGUGCUUUUAUUGGCAGUUGUAAGCAUCAUAUCUGGCAAGCCAUAAGAGCGUCAUCUGCUGCUCCAUACUAUCUUGAUGAUUUCUCAGACGAUAUAAAUCGCUGGCAAGAUGGUGCUAUAGUAGCAAACAACCCUACCAUAUUUGCUAUAAGAGAAGCACAACUUCUAUGGCCUGACACCAGAAUUGACUGCCUGGUGUCAAUUGGGUGUGGCUCUGUUCCAACAAAGGUCCGGAAAGGUGGUUGGCGUUAUCUGGAUACUGGCCAAGUGUUGAUUGAGAGUGCAUGUUCUGUAGAUCGGGUGGAGGAAGCUUUAAGUACAUUGCUACCUAUGCUUCCUGAGAUACAAUAUUUUCGCUUUAAUCCAGUUGAUGAACGCUGUGGUAUGGAACUGGAUGAGACUGAUCCAGCUAUCUGGCUUAAGUUGGAAGCUGCAGUUGAUGAAUAUGUCCAGAGCAAUACUGAAGCCUUCAAGAAUGUCUGUGAGAGACUACUUUUGCCCUAUCAACAUGAUGAUAAAUUUUCAGAGAUUAUGAAAUCUCAGCAAUUUUCUAAGGCGAAGGUUUCAAAUGCAGAUGAGAGUAGCCCCUCUUUAGGUUGGAGGCGUAAUGUGCUACUUGUUGAAGCUUUGCAAAGUCCCGAUUCAGGAAGGGUUGUGCAUCAUGCUCGGGCACUUGAGUCAUUUUGUUCCCGCAAUGCCAUAAGACUCUCUCUCAUGCAUGCUGCAUCUGGAAUUGCAAGAACAAUGCCAAAAGGAACAUUCCCAUCCCCAUUUGCAUCACCUCUAAUUACUGGAAGCUUCCCCUCAAGCCCACUUCUAUUCAGUCCUGAUUUUGGCUCCCAGAGGAGUGGCCGUAUUGACAUGGUCCCGCCUUUAAGCUUGGAUGGAAAGACAGCUUUAUCACCGCCAAUGUCUCCUUCCAAACACAGACAGCUCUCUUUACCUGUUCGGUCAUUGCAUGAGAAGCUACAGAAUUCACCACAAGUGGGAAUUAUACAUUUGUCCCUUCAAAAUGAUUCAUCAGGCUCAAUAUUAAGCUGGCAAAAUGAUGUAUUUGUUGUUGCUGAACCUGGAGAUCUUGCUGAUAAGUUUCUGCAAAGUGUUAAAUUUAGCUUGUUGUCAAUGAACCGGAGCCGCCAUAGGAAGAAUACAUCACUUCUUGCCAAUAUUUCAACUGUUGCUGAUUUAGUUCAUUGUAAACCAUACUUCCAAGUUGGAAAUGUCGUUCAUCGUUAUGUAGGACGACAGACGCAAGUCAUGGAGGAUGACCAAGAAAUUGGAGCAUAUAUGUUUCGUAGAACAGUUCCUUAUAUGCACUUGACGCCUGAAGAUGUUCGUUGGAUGGUUGGAGCUUGGAGGGACAGGAUCAUAAUUUGCACAGGGACAUAUGGGCCAAUGCCAAGUUUAAUCAAGGCCUUUCUGGAUUCUGGUGCAAAAGCUGUAAUAUGCCCUUCGGCAGAGCCCUUAGAUCUGCCGGUGAAUUUAGUCCAUGGAUCAGGGGAGUUCAAUGUUCUAGAAAAUGGGAGGUUUGAGAUUGGAGAGGAAGAGGCAGAGGAAGAAGAGGCUGAGCCUACCAGUCCAGUGAGUGAUUGGGAAGAUAGUGAUCCUGAGAAGCAUGCAGAACAUUUUAUUGGUUUUUGGGAUGAUGAUGAAGAGGACCUAUCCCAGUUUAUCUGUAAGUUGUAUGAUUUGUUGUUUCGGGAAGGGGCAAGAGUAGAUGUUGCUCUCCAAAAUGCUCUUGCUUUACAUCGGAGGCUAAGGGCCACCACUUUCUUCAACCAGAAGCCUUAUUCAUCAGUUCAAUCAUACUAUACUAUGCAAUAUAAAGCCAGCAACAUUACCACCAAGUUCCCGGAGAAAAUGGCUGGAACGGCUCCGGUUGCAAUAGGCACACGGGGUACGGUAGGAUCACUUGUGAGGAAAGAAAUUGAGUAUUUCACCAAGUUUGAGAUAGAGCGAUGUGCGAGUUCAAGGAAACCUCAAGGGCAGGUGGCUGAAUUGGCUUCCAGUAAUGGUCAGUCAAGGCCUAGUUUCUGGUCCUUGACGAUGAGCUGGAGAAGGAAGAAGCGAAGAGGCAGCUUCGGAUUCCUUCCAAGUAUCUGUUCUGCUGUGGAAGUUGCUGACAGCAAUAGGCUCAGUGGGAUUCCUGGGUUCAGUUAUAGAAUCCUGAAGGACGAUUUGAAGGAUAUGCAGGUUUAG